This is a messenger RNA of Prorocentrum cordatum, 1118 nucleotides long. NCBI's taxonomy places the organism in Eukaryota, Dinophyceae, Prorocentrales, Prorocentraceae. The record is from the annotation of a GenBank genome assembly.
CGGCGCGGGCCUCGGGGCGGACUCCGAGUGGGCCGAGACGGCGGCGGAGGUGCCGACGGUGCUGCACACCAAGAUGGGGCAGCUCGCGGUGGGCAGCGCGAGCAGGGACAUGCUGGAGUUCGUGAGCGGGGUCGACAUCAAAGACGAGGACCUUCCCAGGGAGACGAUCAAGCUGGAGGACAAGCUGGACCAUGCUGCUGGGGAGGCCCACCUUCCCGAGGAGACGGUCAAGCUGGAGGACGACCACAUGCCGCGGAACGAGUUCGCGGUCCAGGCGGUGGUCGUGCAGGAGAUGGCCAUGCACGUGGCCCUGGUGGAUGUGGCCGUGCAGGGCGAGGUGCCGAGCGCGGGUGUGCGGCGGAGCUGGGAGGCCACGGUGGAGGCCAACCAGCUGGCGCACGCGAGGGCGGCCGCCGCGGCGGCAUGCCGUCGUGCCCAGUGGCGGCUCGAACAUGACGAGCUGGAGGGCGUUGCGGUGCCCGCCCGCUCCGAGGAGGUGCAGCAGUUCGAGGAGCUGGUCGUUGAGGGCUCCUUCGAGGUGCACUCGUGGCCGAGGAAGGGGUCCGACGGGAUCGCGACGACCAAGUACAUCGUGAAGGCCGGGAGCGACGACAUCGCUCCGCUCACGGCCGACCGUGACCUGUGGCGGCCUGGAUGGCAAGCCGACGGUGAGGAGCUUGCCCCUCCUCUGCCCUCGGCCGCCGAGGUUGCGGAGGGCCGCCAGUGGCUGCGCUCCAGCUUCCGCCCCAACUCUCCCUGGGCCAGGUGGGCGAGCCGUGAGCGGCGGCGCCAGAGGUUCAAGGGCUGAGUGGGCGGUAGCUAUGUGUAGUUGCUAGACUCGGCUCGGGGCGCUGGCGUCUUUCUGGGGGCGGCCUGGGGGCUGCUUCGUUUGGGCCGCGGGGUCCUGGGUGCGGCCCUGGGGGCUGCGUUCGGUUGCCCGUGGGUCUCCGUCCCCGCGGGGGUGGUGGGGCCUUGGCCACGGUUCUCCCCUCCUGGGAGGUCCGUUGCUGGGGUGCACCUGUCUGGUGUGGCCCUCGGGCUCCUCGUCGCCACUCCCGCUUGCGAGCCGCAGCGUCGGCAGGUGGACUUUUGUCCGCCCAACCCCAUACCCAUACCCA